Porites lobata is the source of this 525-nucleotide messenger RNA. Lineage: Eukaryota; Metazoa; Cnidaria; Anthozoa; Scleractinia; Poritidae. The record is from the annotation of a GenBank genome assembly.
UUAAGCGUGAUCUCGACUGUAAAUAUUUCUUUGUUUAACUCUCUUUCAGCUACAUGGCAAAAGGUUAAUGUUGCGCCAGUGUGUUUUGGAGCCAAAGAUAACCAGUUCGGCAGGUUUCACGUUCCACCUGGAAGGCUAGCCGCUAUUAAAUUGGUUCAUCUAUACGGUUACGUGUCCUGUUACACUCCAGGUAAUCUAUGGUGGUCUUACUGGGGCUGUGGCGAGAAUCCAUGGAGCGGGUUAAAGAAUCAAGUUAACGUUGUCAUAACAACCUCAGCCAAUCAGGAUAUACUACCGCCAAGCGAGUUCCUCGGUGAUAAAAAAUUAUUGAAGAAAUUAAAGUGGCACAAGAUCCCGGGAUUUAACUCCCUCUCGCCGGAGCUUGUUCUGUCAGUUAUGUCGACUCCUUACUGGAUAGCCGACAACCACGAAUUACGCGUGUGGUACGGUGAAGACUUGAUGAAUUCAAGCGAAGAAGACAACGGAGGAACAGUGUGCGCUGAUGUCUAUGCUCUUUUUGUGUGA